GCAAAUAAAGGAACUUAUCUGCCCGCAAUUAGGGGAUCCACUCUUGCCCCUGUUCCUCAUGUUUCCUUCUAAACUUUAGCCGUGAAUUUUAUUUUAUGGUUUUAAAAGUUUAAACCCUAAUCUAAGAUCAGUCAAUUUUCUGAUAAUGUCGACUAAUUGGAGAAGAACUCUGGGAAACGUGAGGAGCUUUGUUGGGAAUUCCAUGGGAGGUCUUAGAGGAGGAAGCAACCUUGCUUCCUGGCUCGUCGCAGGAACCCUAGCUUACUUUCUCUGGAUCAAGCCCUCACAGGACCUCAAGAAAGAACAAGAGCAAAGGGCAGCGCUUGCUGCUGCAGAUCCUUAUCGAUAUGUUGAGAAACGAAAACCUUUACCGGAUCCACAGGAAACUGGAUUGAUGUACGGCAACAAAAACAAAACAAACAAGCAGGUGGAAUAGUUUGCUUCACAUGCUCCGCUUGUAAGUUAGUAUGUUGGGUGGCUUGUCAAGUAUAAUGGUAAUCCAAUAUGUUCUACUAGACAUGAUGACGUCUUUUUUUUUAACAAACCUUUUGUUCGGCCUAGUUUAGUUGUUGGCUACAUUUGCUGCUUAGUUAGAGAAUGAGAGCUUCGCACAUACUGCAAAAAUUGUAAACGCGAAGAUACUCAAAAACGCCGAUGAUCAUGUAAAGGUGUAGCAAAAGAUCAAUAAUAUACUAGCAAGAAACUAUUGAGUCUA
Molecule: messenger RNA, 715 nt
Organism: Manihot esculenta (cassava)
Lineage: Eukaryota; Viridiplantae; Streptophyta; Magnoliopsida; Malpighiales; Euphorbiaceae
Exons: 3
Coding region: 146-436 (96 amino acids)
Source: RefSeq, a predicted model, not a curated record